UCCGCAGCACAGUCAGGCGGACACAGAGCGCGAGCGCAGCGCGAGUGACAUCACAAAACAGAGAGCUCUGCUCAGCUCAGCGAGAAGCGCUUGCUUGCCCAAGAUGAUGCUCGCGUACAUGGACCGCGCCGCCGCCGGCGCCGCCACGGAGCGGGACGCGCUCGAGCUGACCGUGGUGGCCGCCGACGCGGCGGAGUGCGCGGCGGCGAGGGACUUCGGCGGCCUCGUGAGCGCCCGCCCCGCGGCCGUCGUCCGGCCGGCGAGCGCGGACGACGUGGCCAGCGCCAUCCGCGCGGCCGCGCGCACCACGCUCCUCACCGUGGCCGCCCGCGGCAACGGCCACUCGGUCGCCGGGCAGGCCAUGUCCGAGGGCGGGCUUGUCCUCGACAUGCGCGCGGGCGCGGCCUCCCGGCGCCAGCAGAUGAAGCUCGUCUCGUCCGGCGGUGGGGCGGCCUUCGCCGACGUCCCCGGCGGCGCGCUCUGGGAGGAGGUCCUCCACUGGGCCGUCUCGAACCACGGCCUCGCCCCCGCCUCCUGGACGGACUACCUCCGGCUCACCGUCGGCGGCACGCUCUCCAACGGCGGCGUGAGCGGGCAGUCCUUCCGCUACGGCCCGCAGGUGUCCAACGUGGCGGAGCUCGAGGUGGUGACCGGGGAAGGCGAGUGCCGCGUCUGCUCCCCCUCCGCCCACCCCGACCUCUUCUUCGCCGUCCUCGGCGGCCUCGGCCAGUUCGGCGUCAUCACCCGCGCCCGCAUCCCGCUCUCCCCGGCGCCACAAACGGUGAAGUGGGCGCGCGUGGUGUACGCGAGCUUCGCGGAGUACGCGGCGGACGCGGAGUGGCUGGUGACGCGGCCGGCCGAGUCGGCGUUCGACUACGUGGAGGGCUUCGCGUUCGUGCGCAGCGACGACCCGGUGAAUGGCUGGCCGUCGGUGCCCAUCCCCGCCGGCGCGCGCUUCGACCCGUCGCUGCUCCCCGCCGGCGAGCCCGGCCCGCUGCUCUACUGCCUGGAGGUGGCCCUGUACCAGCACCACCACCAGCAGCCCGACGCCGUGGACGAGAGGAUGGGGGAGAUGAUGCGGCGGCUCAAGUACGUGCGGGGCCUGGAGUACGCGGCGGACGUCGGGUACGUGGAGUUCCUGUCGCGCGUGAACCGGGUGGAGGAGGAGGCGCGCCGGAGCGGCAGCUGGGCCGCGCCGCACCCGUGGCUCAACCUCUUCGUCUCCGCGCGCGACAUCGCCGACUUCGACCGCGCCGUGCUCAAAGGCAUGCUCGCCGACGGCGUCGACGGGCCCAUGCUCAUCUACCCCAUGCUCAAGAGCAAGUGGGACCCGAACACGUCGGUGGCGCUGCCGGAGGGCGAGGUGUUCUACCUGGUGGCGCUGCUGCGGUUCUGCCCGGGCGGCCGCGGCCGCGGCGCGGCGGUGGAGGAGCUGGUGGCGCAGAACGGCGCCAUCGUCGACGCCUGCCGGAGCAGCGGCUACGACUUCAAGACCUACUUCCCGCACUACCGCACGGAGGCGGACUGGGCGCGCCACUUCGGGUCCAAGUGGGCCCGCUUCGUCGACCGCAAGGCCCGCUACGACCCGCUGGCGAUCCUCGCCCCGGGCCAGAAGAUCUUCGCCAGGACCCCCUCCUCCCGAACCGACCGAUCAUAGCUGCUGUUGGCGGUGAUGAUGACGGUGGUGGAUGAUGAUGAUGAUGAUGAUGAUGAUGGUGAUGAAGAUCUCGACGAUCGACAAGGGGGCGACGACGAUGGGUGAUUAUAGGGUCAUUAUUCAUUAGGCACAUUGAGGGGACAAAAAGGGGCUCCAUGGAUGUUGUCUUAGGGAAGGGGUUGCAAAGAAAACCAAAGAUGUCACCUUUUCCUCAUCAGGCCCCGGCCCUCCCUAAUUAGCAAUUCAGCUAACUAACUAAGUAAUUAGUUCAUGGAAGCGUGCAUCAAGCCGUGAACUCUAA
Messenger RNA from Aegilops tauschii subsp. strangulata, 1958 nucleotides. Its product is annotated as cytokinin dehydrogenase 11. The record is from RefSeq and is a predicted model, not a curated record. NCBI's taxonomy places the organism in Eukaryota, Viridiplantae, Streptophyta, Magnoliopsida, Poales, Poaceae. Gene Ontology annotation, molecular function: FAD binding; cytokinin dehydrogenase activity. Gene Ontology annotation, biological process: cytokinin metabolic process.